GCCACCCUGCGCAUGUCUCGACAGCGCGCAGCUACAAUGCUCCUCAAACCUCACGAAACCCCACUACUGAGGAAUUGUCAUGACGACCGAUGAUGCUAAGGGUUCCGACAGGACCUUCACCCCUUGAGUUAUAAGAGCAGCAGCCAGCCCCCCUUCCUCCGAUGGAUUCGCAAGACCCUGUACAGGCCUGGUUGAAAUCUCAUCCAGUACGGUACCAUGCUUCACAUAUUGGAAAUUCUCGCCACCCUCGUUGGCGCGUACCUGGUCAAAGUCAUUCUGGCUCGCAGGAAACUGCCUGCGCCACUCCCUCCGGGGCCGAGACAAAAACCCCUCAUCGGGAAUCUCCUAGAUCUUCCUCCCACUGGUGGACAAGAGUGGGUACAUUGGUUCAAGUUCAAAGAGCUAUACGGUCCUAUCAGCUCAGUUCAAGUUCUUGGUGAGACAUUUAUUAUCAUCAAUGAUGCGCAGAUCGCAGUGGAUCUGCUGGAAAAGCGCUCGGCCAUACAUUCCAGCCGGCCGCAGGGACAAUUCAACCAUUUAUCCGGCUACAACGAAGUGACCACCGCAAUGGCGUACACAGACACCCUGCGUAUCCAUAGGAAGCUGUUCCACCAGCAGAUUGGGUCUGUGAACUCCGUUGCUCGCUACAAUAACUUCCAGGAGGCCGAAGUCGGGCGGUUCAUGCUGCGAUCGCUCGAAGCACCACAAGACUUGAUUCCUCAUAUCCGAAAACUGGCUGGAGGUGUGAUCCUGAAAGUCGCGUAUGGAUACAACAUAGAACGAGACGGAGAGGAUCCUCUCGUCGAGAUUGCAAAUGAUAGUGUAGAGAAGUUUUUCAAGUCCAUAACUCCUGGCAUGUGGCUGGUCGACUUCAUCCCGGCUCUAAAACAUAUACCUUCCUGGUUCCCCGGGGGUGGGUUUCAGCAGGCAGCGAAAGAAUUUCGCGUGGCUGCGGACAACCUCAGUGCCAAGCCAUACGCAUUUGUUCUCGACCAGAUGUCACGCAACGCUCACGCGCCGUCUUUCCUAUCUGGCCUGUUUGAGAAGAACGGUAUCCCCGAGCCUGGGAGCGAGCAGGAGACGACUUUCAAAUGGACGGCAACGACAUUAUUUGGAGGAGGAGCUGACACGACUGUAUCCACACUGACAAGCUUCUUUCUCGCACUGGCCUUGUUUCCAGAAGUACAAAAGAAGGCACAAGAGGAGAUAGAUCGGGUAGUGGGCACAUCUCGUCUUCCCGGGUUUGCUGAUCGCGAGAAUCUCCCAUACAUUGAAGCUGUUGUUAAAGAAGCCUUCCGAUGGCACCCAGUUGUGCCAAUGGGCGUUGUGCAUCAGUCAAUGGAGGAGGAUACGUGGGGUGGAUAUCAUAUUCCCAAAGGGUCUCAGAUCUUGUCUAACAUCUGGGCUUUCUUGCACGACCCAGCCACAUAUCCCGAGCCAGGCACUUUUAAGCCCGAGCGCUUUAUCGCGAGUGCUAACCACACUCCGGAGCAUAAUCCGCAUUUCCUAGCUUUUGGAUUUGGCCGACGCGUGUGUCCUGGUCGGACUAUUGCAGACGCAACCGCUUAUUUGACCAUAGCGCAGUCUCUGGCGGUGUUUAAUUUCAGCAAGCCCACCAAAGACGGUAAUGAGGUUGACUUGAAACCGCAAUUUCUGCCUGGGGUGAUCAGCCAUCCGGCGCCGUACGAGAUCAGCAUCAAGCCCAGAAGCGAGCAGCAUGAGGCGCUCAUCCGGGCGGUGGAGGUGAAUUAUCCGUGGGAGAAGAGUCAUGCAGAGGAGUUGCAUCGCGUAGUCUCAUAGUAGGGAGGGAUGAAGUGAUGCACGGAUAUGUAAAGGGAGUCUCGCGCCAUUAUCACCAUACGACGUAACCAACAACGUCACUUUGACUAAAGUCUAAGAGUCCUGUGACUCAAAUUGAAUAGGGACAUAUUUUUUUC
Aspergillus aculeatinus CBS 121060 is the source of this 1937-nucleotide messenger RNA. Its product is annotated as cytochrome P450. The record is from RefSeq and is a predicted model, not a curated record. Lineage: Eukaryota; Fungi; Ascomycota; Eurotiomycetes; Eurotiales; Aspergillaceae. Gene Ontology annotation, molecular function: oxidoreductase activity, acting on paired donors, with incorporation or reduction of molecular oxygen; monooxygenase activity; iron ion binding. The coding region runs from base 217 to 1800 and encodes 527 amino acids. The transcript is spliced from 7 exons.